Messenger RNA from Zeugodacus cucurbitae (melon fly), 519 nucleotides. RefSeq lists its product as uncharacterized. The record is from RefSeq and is a predicted model, not a curated record. Bases 120 to 365 code for a protein of 81 amino acids. The transcript is spliced from 2 exons. Lineage: Eukaryota; Metazoa; Arthropoda; Insecta; Diptera; Tephritidae.
UUUUUGUCUACGACACCAAAGCACUCAUUAAAUUCCAAGUCAAACAGUUUUGAGAAAUAUUCCAUAAUAAAUAAACAUAAAAGAAAUUUUUAGAAUACAGCAAACAUAAAGAGAACACAAUGAAAUCAGUGUCAGUAAAUAGAGGAGUCGAUAUUGAAGGAAAUGUCGCUGAGCCAAUUGAAAAACUGCGACUCAAAUUAAUCUAUAAAAUCGUGUUUUUCGCUUUUGGCAUAUUAGCAACGCUUAUUAUAAUAAUUCUAAUUCAAUUAUCGGAUAACCUGGUGCUGGAGAAGAAAAGACAAGCGUUACGUCACUUCGAGGAGAUUGCCAGUCAUGUCAUUGAACACCAAAAUCAUUCCGUUUGAGAUUUGCUCGCAGAUACCAUAAUAAAUGUACUUGGUUCUCGUAUUGGAUAUGCUAAUGGAUCAUUAAGACAGUAUUUGUCUAAUUAUAUUUAUAUAUUAAUAUUUCAAAUUAAGGAUUAAAUAUAUUAUAUAAUUGAAUUACUUUUGAUUAUAA